This is a messenger RNA of Fusarium poae, 858 nucleotides long. RefSeq lists its product as uncharacterized. NCBI's taxonomy places the organism in Eukaryota, Fungi, Ascomycota, Sordariomycetes, Hypocreales, Nectriaceae. The coding region runs from base 1 to 858 and encodes 285 amino acids. The record is from RefSeq and is a predicted model, not a curated record. The transcript has a single exon.
AUGCGUUGCCUCCACUCCUUGGCGUGUUGGUUCUUCCUCAUCUUCAUCUCCAACGGGGUUACUGCCGAGGAAUCGCAAAGUGAUUCUCCAGGCACCUUGGAGGUCGGUUUGGUCUUUCCACGCAAUGAAACGACAUUCGUUCCCUCUUUGAUGACACCUUUUAUUUUCUCUUUCCGAACCCCCGAACUUGUCCCUACUCUGCAACCGUAUCUUUUUUAUUACGUCUACAAUUAUAGCAAUACUACCAGUCCUGCUCUUGAUGGCAGGAUUUGGGGGCGGUCUAUGAAUCUCUCAGCCAACCAUGACCCUCACUUCCAAGUCAAUUACCAUCGGCAAUUGAAUGUUGAAGGCAAAUGGCUUAUGACGCUCACUACUGGUGUUCUCAAUUGUGUCGAGGAUAGCCAUCACUUCUACAACAAUUCACACUAUGUUGACGCCAACUUUACCCAGACCAAUAUUACUUUCACUACAAAGGGCUCUUCAGGACAGGUCGACCUCGCUGCUGAGACAAGGGACAAGAAUUGUUCAUCUCCAGUUGGACUCACCAUCGAUGUCCAAGACACGAUGAAGGUCCCGGAAGGUGAUAACCGUGCCGACGAAAUGUUAGCAGAGGUCUGCGCAGUCGAGCCUCUGGUAACUUUGGCAGAUAAAUGUGUGGCUGUGACCCCUGCGGCUGCAUCAAGCAUCGCCGCCGAAAUGUCUUGGCGGGUGUGCAUGACUGUUUACAACAGGUCGGAAAUCCCUGAGAGUUUUGGUUGUAAACCACUGGAUUGGAAAGAGAGCAUGGGAGUGCAGAUUGUGUUUGGAGGGACUACUUUCUUAGCAUUAUUACUGGGAGCUCUAGCCUACAUCUUGUAA